Messenger RNA from Lipotes vexillifer (Yangtze River dolphin), 2223 nucleotides. It is a transcript of the gene ZMYND15, whose product is annotated as zinc finger MYND-type containing 15. Gene Ontology annotation, molecular function: histone deacetylase binding. The record is from RefSeq and is a predicted model, not a curated record. The coding region runs from base 1 to 2223 and encodes 740 amino acids. NCBI's taxonomy places the organism in Eukaryota, Metazoa, Chordata, Mammalia, Artiodactyla, Lipotidae. Gene Ontology annotation, biological process: negative regulation of DNA-templated transcription. The transcript is spliced from 13 exons.
AUGGAGUUUGUGUCUGGAUACCGGGAUGAGUUCCUUGAUUUCGUUACCCUCCUCCUUGGCUGGUUCCGCAAGUUCGUGGCGGAGCGUGGGGCCGUGGGGACCAGCCCGGAGGGUUGCUGGUGGCAGCUGGAGGGUCAGAUCAGAAGGCUGCCCCAGGACCGCGCCCUUUGGGUGCUCCACGUCUUGCCCAACCGUAGUGUGGGCAUCAGCCUGGGGCAAGGGGCAGAGCCAGGCCCUGCACCAGGCCUGGGGGCUGCCCGGCUCCUGGGAGACGAGCCCCCACUCCACCUGCGGGACCUAAGCCCCUAUGUCAGCUUCGUCAGCCUGGAGGAAGGCGGGGAGGAGGGCGCAGGCACCGAGAAAGUAGAAACAGAGGCAGAUGGGGAGCCAGCCCCUACCAGCAGGGAGUCCCCACGGGAAGCAAACCCCCCAAGGGAGGCAGACGAGGCCCAGCAGGAGGCAGGAGGUGGCGAGGUCGGCUGCCAAGAGGACAGGGCGGAGGACGAACCAGGGCCUGAGAGGAGAAAGGGACAGAGAAGUGAGGCGGCCCCCCUGCACCUUUCCUGCCUCCUACUGGUGACGGAUGAACAUGGCACCAUCUUGGGCAUUGACCUGCUGAUGGAUGGAGGGCAGGGGAGUGCAGGCAGGGGCUCAUGGACACAGAACCUGGCUCCUCGGGCCUAUGCUCUCCUCUGCCACAGCAUGGCCUGCCCCAUGGGCUCUGGAGACCCCCGAAAGCCCCGAAAGCUUGCUGUGGGAGACGCCCAGCUGCAUCGGGAGCUGGAGAAUCUGGUCCCAAGGCUGAAAGUGAAGCUAGCCAAGACCCCGAUGCGGACAUGGGGUCCCCGGCCUGGCUUCACCUUUGCCUCCCUUCGGGCUCGAACCUGCCAUGUUUGUCACAGGCAUAGCUUUGAAGUGAAGCUAACGCCCUGCCCCCAGUGUGGCGCUGUCUUGUACUGCGGAGAGGCUUGUCUCCAGGCUGACUGGAAGCGAUGCCCAGAUGACGCGAGCCACCGAUUUUGGUGCCCAAGGCUUGCAGCCUUCAUGCAGCGGGCCGGAGAACUGGCAACUCUGCCUUUUACCUACACCGCAGAGGUGACCAGUGAAACCUUUAACAAGGAGGCCUUCCUGGCCUCACGAGGCCUCACUCGUGGCUACUGGACCCAGCUCAGCAUGCUGAUUCCAGGCCCUGGCACCCCCGGGCACCCACGGGGCAGCACGCCAUCCCUCAGCGUUCUUCUCAAUGGAGAUCCCUACCAGCUUCUUCAGGGGGAUGGGCCUGCUCUGAUGCCUCCUGUGCCCCCAGAUCCACCCAGGGGCCUCUUUGGCUCGUGGCAGGAUUACUACACGUGGCGGGGCCUCAGCUUGGACUCCCCCAUGGCUGUGCUUCUCACCUACCCGCUGACUGUGUACCACGUCAUCACCCAUCUGGUGCCCCAGUCCUUCCCUGAGCUCAACAUCCUGAACAAACAGUCACUGAAAAUCCAUGUGGUGGAGGCUGGGAAGGAGUUUGACCUCAUCAUGGUGUUUUGGGAGCUCUUGGUCUUGCUCCCCCACGUGGCCCUGGAGCUGCAGUUUGUGGGUGACAGCCUGCCCCCUGAGAGUGACCAGCAGAAUUUUACCCUGCAGAGGGAUGACCUCGAAGUAUCUGUCCGUCCUGGUUCCGGGGUAUCAGCACGGCUAAGCUCUGGGACUAAGGAGAAGGGGGGCCGCAGGGACCUGCAGAUCAAGGUGUCUGCACGGCCCUACCACCUGCUCCAGGGGCCCAAGCCUGACUUGGUUAUCGGAGGCCCUGGGAGCCAGCUUCUCCCUGCUCUCCUUUCCUCCGCAGGAUUUAACUCUGGCUUUGGUCUAAAGGACACUUGGCUGAGCUCGCUGCCCCGGUUACAGUCCCUCCGAGUGCCGGCCUUCUUCACCGAGAGCAGCGAGUACGGCUGUGUGAUGGACGACCAGACCAUGGCGGUGGCCACGGGAGGGGGCACCAGCCCUCCACAGCCCAACCCUUUUCGCUCCCCCUUUCGCCUCAGAGCGGCGGACAACUGUAUGCCCUGGUACUGCAACGCCUUCAUCUUCCACCUGGUCUACAAGCCUCCGCCAGGGAGCUGGGCCCGCCCGGCGCCAGGGCCCGCGCCUCGCGCCGCACCUCCUACCGCUCCUUCCGCCCCCGCCCGUAGGCGCCGAGGAGAAAAGAAACCUGGGCGGGGGGCCCGCCGGCGGAGGUGA